CCAGCGGCUCCAUGGCUGGACCAGACCGUGUCCGUCGAGGCGGCGUUAUCUAAAAACCACGCUCGGGUGUUUAUUAUGGAGCAGCCGAAGUGUUGACUGUGGAAACGGGCUGAGCACAAGUCUGCACAUUCGUUGGCUGCUGCUGAUUAUAAUCUUGACCGUCAUUAUAAUAAUUCGCCUGCAGUCUCUCUAAUCUAAUUUGUCUCGCGCUACGUCUCGCGCGCCGUCGUCGUCGGUUUCCCACGGUGUUCGCGCUUCCCCGUGAAGACAGUCGUCUUCGGGAUGAACUAUGAACGGCGGUGAGCGCGCGCAGCGACGCGGAGACAAUAAAGUGAGUGACCGUAAUCCAUCUGGGAAUCGCGAGGGGAGAUGAGGACCGUGAUGGCUCCGACGAAAGCCGCGCUGCUCGUGUUUCUACACUGGGCGCUGCAGCGCGCGGCCUGUCGCGACGUAGCCCUGCCCAUCGGACCGCUCCACCGCGUCGCCGGCUUCUCCCUGUCGCUGCCCUGCUCCGUGUCGGGCUACGAGGGCCCGCGGACGCAGGAGUUCGAGUGGUUUCUCUACAGGGACGACAGCCGAGGGCGGCAGAUGGGGGUCAUCUCCACCAGGGACAAGGGAUUCCCCUUCAUGCCCUUCCAGGCUCGCGUCCGGAGCGGGGAGGUGAGAGUGGAGAGGGAUUCCGGAGACAAGGUCCGGCUGGUGAUUCAGAGGCUGCGGCCUGAAGACCAAGGGGUGUACGAGUGCUACACCCCAAGCACCGACAGCACCUACCAGGGCAACUACAGCGCCUCAGUGACAGUCAAAGUGAUUCCCGACACGCUCCAGAUCAGCUACUCGCGCUCGCUCACCGGCCAGCCCGUCCCGGAGGGGGCGGAGCUGGCGCUGACGUGCUCGGCCAGCAUCCAGUCGGAGCAGCUCACCCACCUGUCCGUCACCUUCGGGAAGCGCGGCGGCGGCGGUGGCGGCGGCGGCCGCGAGGCCUCGCGGAGCCGAGCGGGAGCGGAGGUCAGCACCGUCAGGGAGAUCAUCUCCAUCGACAACAGGCUGGCGGUGGUGCCCGGACACUCGUACAAGACGCGCUACGACGACGGAGACGUCACGCUGGAGAAGAGGAAUGGCGACGGCGGCCAGGGGGUGUACGUGAUGAAGAUGAGGGCGCUGCAGCCGGACGACAGCGGCUCGUACUUCUGUGAAGCUUCACAGUGGAUUCGGGAUCCCGACCGAUCGUGGCAGAAGAUUGCACAGAGGACGCUGGAUAUUGGCAACCUGACUGUCCAGCAACUAGCCGAGUCUCUCAGUGUGGAAUCCUCACCUAAAGGGGAGGUGACCCCGCAGAUCGGCUCUCCUCUCACCCUGACCUGCCAAGUGAUGGGGCUGCCUGCUGAGGUCAAGUUCGGCCUGCUGGUUCAGUGGAUGAAGAGGGGCUCCGUGGGCAGCAGUGUGGCGGCUGGGGGAGUGGAGGUGGAGGUGGCCCGGAUGAGCCCGGAUGGCGCUGUGAGCUGGGGCGACGACCUCAGCAGAGCCAGCGGCGGCUCUCUGGAGAAGGUAGCCGAGGGGAAGUACUCCUUGAAGCUGUUCUCCGCCCGGCCCUCGGACUCGGGCGUGUACCGCUGCAUGGUCAGUGUGUUUGCUGGGAGAUGCAACCCUGGCCCGUCCACUCCCGCCACACUCACCCAGAGGUCUGAGGGAAUCACUGUCAACCUGAAGACGGAGCAUGUGCUGGUCGCUGCUGUGGCUCAGCUGCCGCGCGGCCCCUUGUUGAAGAGAGGCAGCACCGUCACCCUCAUCUGCAACGUCACGGUGACGAGCGCAGGCCCCGCCCACGCCCAGGUCAGCUGGCUGCGCUCGCCGGUCCCCGAUCCGGUGGCGCCGAAGGACCGGAGCCCGGCGUCGGACCCGCCCGUUGCAGAGAAGCCCCGGCUGCUGGCCGCUCUCACGCACGACGGCGUGGCCAAGAUCUACGCCAACGGCAGCGAGGUCAGCGUUGACCGGCUGUCGGCCGCCAGCUACAGGCUGAGGGUCCACGCAGCAGCGAUGGACGAUCAGGGCUUGUACGCGUGUCACGCCGAGGUGUGGCAACAGGACCCGCAUGGAAGCUGGUACAACACGCGGGCCAAAGCCGAGUCCAGUACAGUGACCGUGUACCUGUACGCCAGAGCUGCCGACCUGCUGCUCAUCCCGCUGGUGGUCGGCGUCUCCUCCGCCCUGUUCGUGGGCAUUCUCAUCGUGGCCACGGUGACCUGCUGCUUCAUGAAGCGCCUGGCGAGGCAGCGCGCUCGCAAGUAGGCGGCGCGAGGAGCGAGCGGCGCCGCACGCGGGAGGCGGUGCAGGAAACAACCACCGAUGCCAAAAAAUUCACUUUAUUUUACCCUGCACAUCUAUUUUUGUAUCCAAACCUGACACAACGUAUUUGCGCGGUUGCUGCAGAUGUUCUGUGACACGGUCCGGAGUCCAAAGGGCGCUGCAGUAACUUUGCUGCUGCUUGUGCUUGUGCUUCAUAGUUGCAGCGUGUUGUCGCCAGAUGCUGCUCAUCCUGUCAGAUACCGGCAUAGUUACACACUCGACCGUUCACGUUGCUGUUUGGGUUCCUUCCUCGAACGUGGUGUUUUUCUUUUCCGAUACGUGAUCCACGACGUGCACGUGUGCGUGCGUGCGUGCACGGCUCGGCCUCUGGCACCGCCCCCGACGGUCACGUGAAUGCUGAUGAGCCGAUCCGCGAAGGGAAAGUCGGUGUGAGCGUGGACCUUUCACUGCCUGCAGCCCAGCGCCACUCUGCAUGUUAACAAAGCUCCUGUGUGUUACUUAAUAAGGAAGGCGCCGACUGAGGACUUUCUGAGGCCAAGACCAACUGAGUACACACUUUUAAACACGAGCUUUUCUCAGCUGAUAUUCUUUAUGCUGGUGGCUUUUCUACACGAACCUGUAGAGGUUUGACAAAGAGAAAUGGAAGAAAUAUCCAUUGUGCACUGAGUAUGUGAAUACUUUAUGGAGUUUUGGCUGUUUUAUUUUCUUAAUGUAAGUGAAAAUCCUUUGUGUUUGAAAUGUUACAGCGGUACCUUAUGCUCCUUUAAAGCACUUGUAUACAAAUGGGACUGGGACCAAAGCCCCUUCAUUUUCUUCUCUUACUUGAUUUCUUCCAGCUGUGUGUGUGUGUGUGUGUGUGUGUGUGUGUGUGUGUGUGUGUGUGUGUGUGUGUGUGUGUGUGUGUGUGUGUGUGUGUGUGUGUGUGUGUGUGUGUGUGUGUGUGUGUGAGAGAAUAAUGCUUUUGUUGCUCUCGACAACUGGAACUGUAAAGAAGGCUUCCCUGUUUAUGUCACUGAGGAAAGGAGGUUGUUGUGUUGUUCAGGUUGUGAAGGAUUCAUGCCUCCAGGGUGAGGCUUUCCGUAGAGACAUGUAUCCAAGCUCAGCCGUAUCAAUAGAUAAUUUAGCGCAGCCCUCGUCAUAGUUAUCAUGCGGUAGAGGCCUCACAUUUCUGCUCUCUCACACUCUCUGUCGGACAGAUUUACAGUGUCUGAACAAUUAAAAGGAGCAAUUCUCUCCUCCUCUUCCUGUUAGACGUAGCAAUUAGGCAAAGUUUUGGUCAUGCAUAUGAUAAUUUAAGGUUCUUCAUGGAAACGAGGAGGAAGGUGGAAUUUGUUAUUAUGCAGUUUGUGGCUUUCCCCCUGAACAUGUUUGGUUUUUUCCAGUUUUUCUGAAAGUCUGGCUUCAUUGUCUCUAUUGUCUGCGUCCCGUUGGGUCCCCUCCACGUCCUCCCCAACCUGUGCUCUAAACCCCGAUUAUAAAUGUUGCUCACGAACAUUAGGGAAUAAAAUCACAGCUCAGCCCGCUUCCUGAGCCACUUUGUUCCAGAUCAAGCACUCAAAGCUGAUUUGUUCCCCCGCGUUCGCCCGCCACACGAUUACACCAUUUCACACGUAUCCACACGACGCACGUGCUCUCGGCGGCAGCGCGGGUACGGUGGCAUUUCAGACGCCAGCGAGCGAGUAUCUGCGUGUUCAUCUCUAAUCCCUGUUUAUGGCGCUGCCCUUCCCCCCACCCCAGUGCGUUACAGUCACCGUGGCUCAUCCAUUCAUGUCACUCUGGUAUAUGCAGCCAAAGCAAGGAAAGAAUGAAAGCUGUGCUCUUUAGCUGAUGUGAAGAUGACUCAGAGCCUUUUGCGAAGGUGGUUGUUCACUCAUGCAUCUUGUUGCCACUGAAAUAUUAAAAGGCUGGUUAUUGCUCAGUUUGUUCCUUAUGGUGCUUUGGCAAAGCUGCCAGUUGAAUAAACCACUCUGGAUUUAUAA
Molecule: messenger RNA, 4283 nt
Organism: Betta splendens (Siamese fighting fish)
Lineage: Eukaryota; Metazoa; Chordata; Actinopteri; Anabantiformes; Osphronemidae
Gene: igsf8
Product: immunoglobulin superfamily, member 8
Exons: 7
Coding region: 370-2286 (638 amino acids)
Source: RefSeq, a predicted model, not a curated record